UUCACUGCCGCCCCGGAAAAACAAAAAUCAAUAAUCCGCCAUUAGAGAUCAUGCGGAAUAUUCUGUAGUAUGUGAGAAUCAGGUUGUGCAGGCUGAGUGGGCCGGUUGGUUCAGGCUAAAGCUACUUCAGAUGGUAUUUAUCAAUCAUUGGGCGCUGUUUGGGCUGCUUUUAUUGGACAGUGAGCGGCUGUGACACAGCUCUAGUGCUUGUUCGUCGAUAGUGCAUUUGUUGUUAGGAAGCGGCGGCGGCCGCUGUCCGUGAUAAGUGAUUUGGUUCUCCGCAACCGUGGAAAGGAGUGGAGAUGUACGCCAAAGGGAAGGGUUCAGCCGUCCCUUCCGAUGCACAAGCAGAGAAAAGUGAGUUGGCGUUGUACGUCUAUGAAUACUUGUUACAUGUCGGCGCGCAAAAGGCUGCACAGACAUUUUUGUCAGAGAUCCGGUGGGAGAAGAAUAUCACACUGGGCGAGCCGCCCGGGUUCUUACACUCCUGGUGGUGCGUGUUCUGGGACCUGUACUGCGCGGCGCCAGAGAGGAGGGAAACCUGCGACCACUCGAGCGAAGCCAAGGCGUUCCACGACUACGGCUUCGUGAACGCCGGCGGCUACGGUGUCAACGGCAUCGGCCACAAUGCGGGUCCGGCGCCGUCGCCGCUGGGUCAGAUGCCGCCUGGUGAGGGUAUGGCUCCCCAGGGCGCCAUGCCGCCCGGCUUCUUCCCCAACUCGAACAUGCGUCCGUCGCCGCAGUCUCACCCGUCGUCACAGUCGUCCCCGCACGCGCCGCCCGGCCAGCCGGUGCCGCACGGAACCAUGAUGCCGUCACAGUACAUGCCGACCCGGUUUCCGGGCGGGCCCCGGCCAGGAGUUCGGAUGCCCGGAAACAUGGGCGAGUUCAACGGGCCUCCCGGCCAGCCGAUGAUGCCCUCCAGUAUGGACCCCACUCGACCAGGCGGCGACGGCGAGUAUUUAGGUUGGCAAGGACCGCCCGGCAUGGGCCCGCGCAUGGUCGGCCCGCGGGGCCCCAUGGGUCCCGGCAUGGGCCCCAUGGGCCCUGGCAUGCAGUACGGUCCGCCGGGGAUGCGGGGCCCGCCGCCGAACACGCUGGGCCCCGGUCCGGGCCAGUUGCCCGCCAUGUCGAUGGCGGGCCCCGGCGGUGGGCCCCACCGGCCGCCGCACUGGCCACACGGCUCGUCGGUGCCGCCCGGCCCCGGCACGCCCAUCAUGCCCAGUCCGCAGGACCACGGGCCCGGCGGCGACCCCAUGUACGGCAUGAUGAAACAGGUGCCCGGCGGAGGCCCCUCCAUGCACGGCGAGUACCCGAUGACGAGUAUGGCGGACGGGCCGCACCCGCCCGGCAUGAACGGCGACAUGGACGGCAUGAAGAACUCGCCGGCCAACGGGCCCGGCACGCCGCGCGACGACGCCAACAACGGCACCCUGCAGGAGUACAGCAUCGGCGGCUACGCGGGCGCGCCGCCCGAGAACAAUGACUCGAACGAAUCAGCGGCCAUUCUGAAAAUAAAGGAAACCAUGCAGGAGGAGGCGAAACGGUUCGAAAAGGAGGGCGACCAACCCGACUACGGCGGCUUCAUGCAAUAGCCGGGCGGCGCCGCGCCGCCGUCUCAGCCCCCGCCUGUGGUGUGGGGACAGUGUGGCCGCCCGCCGGCCGGCCGCCAGUGAACCAAACGUGUCCAUACCGCCGCCGCUGCGCGCGCGCCAGUGUGUCCAGUGACGGACGGCCGCGACCGCCGCCCAAUACAAACCUAUGUGCGACAGAGCGACUGAGCCUGCGAGCGAGAGAGGGAGCGAGAGAACGCCACGUGCGAGAAACAUACCUAUCAGUGUUGUGGAUCCAUUUGGUCCAAUAUUUAUAAGUAAGCGUAGUGUGUUUGUUUUAUUUAAAUCAUUGGACUGGAUAUUUUCCUCUUUUGUUAAAUACUUUACGAAUAGUACAAUAGUAGGUUUAUUUGAGCUAUAAAGCGAUGUUAACUUGGUAGGUCUGACUGUUUGCGUGUGUGUGUGUGUGUGUGCGUAUGUGCGUGCGGCGGCUGUACAGUCUGAAUGAUGCCGCCGUGCGCUCGACUGACGAGCGCCAGAGAACAGUGCAUGCUAUUACUGGGAGGACAAUACCUUUUGCAGCUCAUGAACCAUUUUGUGUGUUGUUUUGUGUUCAUAACAUUCUCAUCGGGCUGGCCGGUACUGGCGCGCCGUGGGCUCGUUUCUCGCGCGGCGGCCCCCUGUGUGGGGGAGCGCAGAGUACACGGGGGAGACGGAGACGCGCCGCCGCCGCCGCCACCGCCGCCCGGCCCGCCGAGCUUCUGCCGCCCAGCGCGCGCCCUCGUUUGUGGUGGUGGUCCGGCCACGCGCGGUGCCAAACAGCGCGCGCGCGCGCGGCCGACGCGCCCCGGGCCGACGCCGCGCGGGAGGGAGAGCGAAUCAAAAUCGUUUCAUUCAUGGUUUAUCCGAGCCUUUCAUUUUCAUGUACAGCACAAGUCCAAGUUGUUGUAAAUAUAUUCAAAAGGAGGCAGA
Molecule: messenger RNA, 2525 nt
Organism: Amphibalanus amphitrite
Lineage: Eukaryota; Metazoa; Arthropoda; Thecostraca; Balanomorpha; Balanidae
Gene: Ssdp
Product: single-stranded DNA-binding protein 3-like
Exons: 14
Coding region: 303-1595 (430 amino acids)
Biological process (GO): positive regulation of transcription by RNA polymerase II
Cellular component (GO): nucleus
Molecular function (GO): protein binding; single-stranded DNA binding
Source: RefSeq, a predicted model, not a curated record